UUCUCAGAGGGCAGGUUUUUGUUCCUCAUGUGAACCUUUAUAAAAAUACUGUCCAAUAGUGGUCUGAAGCUUCCUGCCUCAUUUCACUGAUCUGGCCUUGAUUCUCCUCUGCAGAAGAAAUUCAUUUAUUCUUUGUUGUCCAUGGCCCUGGCUCUGCACCCUGAGAGGAUCUCCUGUCCAUUAUCUUCCUUGACCUCAUCUGAAGUGAGUGGGCUUCCGUAUUGUCUCAGGCUCCACUGGAAAUGCAGCAAGGAUUCCUAGCACAUCCCAGUUGCCAUAGCAACAGCAGUCUUUCCCAUAAUGAGCUGCAUCAUCUGAACUGAUGUCACAGCAUCAUGCAGCAGGUCAAACAAGGCAUCUCCUAGUAUUGCAUCCUACAGAUGUGCUGUAAACAUCAAAAGGAGACGGUGGGAGCGGGAGAUGCUGUUUUGGAAAGAAGUAAGGUUUAGACUUCUCCAUGUUAACCAUGAGCGUGACACUUUCCCCUCUGAGGUCUCAGGACCUGGAUCCCAUGGCUACUGAUGCUUCACCCAUGGCCAUCAACUUGACGCCCACUGUGGAGCAGGGUGAGGGAGAAGAGGCAAUGAAGGAUAUGGAUUCUGACCAGCAGUAUGAAAAGCCACCCCCAUUGCAUACAGGGGCUGACUGGAAGAUUGUCCUCCAUUUACCUGAAAUUGAGACCUGGCUCCGGAUGACCUCAGAGAGGGUCCGUGACCUAACCUAUUCAGUCCAGCAGGACUCAGACAGCAAGCAUGUGGAUGUGCAUCUAGUUCAACUAAAGGACAUUUGCGAAGAUAUUUCUGAUCAUGUUGAGCAAAUCCAUGCCCUCCUUGAAACAGAGUUCUCCCUGAAGCUGCUGUCCUACUCGGUCAAUGUGAUUGUGGACAUCCACGCCGUGCAGCUCCUCUGGCAUCAGCUCCGAGUCUCGGUGCUGGUCCUGCGGGAGCGCAUCCUGCAGGGUCUGCAGGACGCCAAUGGCAACUACACCAGGCAGACAGACAUUCUGCAGGCUUUCUCUGAAGAGACAAAUGAGGGCCGACUUGAUUCUCUAACAGAAGUGGAUGACUCAGGACAGUUAACUAUCAAAUGCUCUCAAAAUUACUUGUCCCUGGAUUGUGGUAUUACUGCUUUUGAACUGUCUGACUACAGUCCAAGUGAGGAUUUGCUCGGUGGCCUAGGUGACAUGACCUCUAGCCAGGUCAAAACCAAACCCUUUGACUCUUGGAGCUACAGUGAGAUGGAAAAGGAGUUCCCCGAGCUCAUCCGAAGCGUUGGGUUACUCACGGUGGCUACUGACCCCGUCCCUCCCAACUGCAGCGAAGCAGUCAGGGAGGAGAGGUCGCAAGUACCUCUUUCAACAGAUGACAGAGGUGGAUGUGAGAAAAACAGUGCUUCUACCGUCGAGGAGCCACCAGGCUUAAUGCCCGGGACGUCAUCUUCAGGGGAAGCUCUGACAAAUGCUGAACAACCCCCUUCUGAGGCUGUGAAGCAAGAAUCCAGUUCCUCCUCCCAGCUUGGGGCAAAGAACCAACAGCCUCUGCCUUGUGAAAAUGCAACUCCCAAGCGAUCCAUCAGAGAUUGCUUUAAUUAUAAUGAGGACUCUCCCACGCAGCCCACGUUGCCAAAAAGAGGGCUUUUCCUUAAAGAGGAAACUUUUAAGAAUAGUCUGAAAGGCACUGUUACAAAGAAGCAGAUGGCUGAUCUCAAGCCUGAGUUGAGCAGAAGCACUCCUUCUCUGGUGGAAGCUCCUGACAGAUCCAAGCUUUGUCUGGUGUUACAGUCUUCCUACCCCAACAGCCCAUCCGCUGCCAGCCAGUCAUAUGAGUGUUUGCACAAGGUUGCAGAUGGGAAUCUUGAGAACACAGUCAAAAGUCACAUUAAGGAAAUAUCCUCCAGCCUGGGAAGGCUUAGUGACUGCCAUAAAGAGAAACCUCGACUUAAGAAGCCACACAAGGCCCCAGCAGAGGUGCCUCUGUGCCGAACACCCAAACGGGGAGCCGGUUCAGGCAAGCAAGCCGAAAACACGAGGAGCUCAGUAGUGUCGAAUGGGAUUCCUUCAGGUACUUCCAACGCCACAGAGAGGCCAGAAACAGACUCCGUUUCCACAUCCUCACUGGAGCCGUGUAACCAGAGAAGUUGGGAUGCUAAAUUGCCAGUGAGGUCAGAGACAUCCAGUUCACCACCUCUUACUCAAAGUAGUGAAUCUUCUGCUGGCUCAGACAGCAUCCUGUCUCCAGUGCCCCUUCUUUCAAAACACAAAGGCAAAAAAAGUUACUCCUCCUCCCCAAGUCACGUCACCAGGAACGGUCAGGUCGUGGAGGCCUGGUAUGGCUCCGACGAAUACCUGGCACUGCCCUCACACCUCAAGCAGACAGAAGUUUUAGCUCUGAAAUUGGAAAACCUAACAAAGCUUCUGCCUCAGAAACCCAGAGGAGAAACCAUUCAAAAUAUUGAUGACUGGGAACUGUCUGAAAUGAAUUCGGAUUCCGAGAUCUACCCCACGUACCAUGUCAAGAAGAAGCAUACGAGGCUAGGCAGAGUGUCUCCCAGCUCGUCCAGUGACAUAGCCUCUUCACUGGGAGAGAGCAUGGAGUCUGGCCCCCUGAGUGACAUUCUUUCUGACGAGGAGUUGUGUAUGCCUCUUUCUGGUAUGAAAAAAUACAUUGAUGAGAAGUCGGAGAGAGCUUCAUCCUCUGAGAAAAACGAGAGCCAUUCUGCCACAAAAUCUGCUUUAAUUCAGAAACUGAUGCAAGAUAUUCAACACCAAGACAACUAUGAAGCCAUAUGGGAAAAAAUAGAGGGGUUUGUAAACAAGCUGGAUGAAUUCAUUCAAUGGUUAAAUGAAGCCAUGGAAACCACUGAGAAUUGGACACCCCCUAAAGCAGAGACGGAUGGCCUUAAACUGUACCUGGAGACACACUUGAGUUUCAAGUUGAAUGUAGACAGUCAUUGUGCUCUCAAGGAAGCCGUGGAGGAGGAAGGACACCAACUUCUCGAGCUUAUUGCGUCUCACAAAGCAGAAGGACUGAAGGACAUGCUGCGGAUGAUUGCGAGUCAGUGGAAGGAGCUGCAGAGGCAAAUCAAACGACAACACAGCUGGAUUCUCAGGGCUCUGGAUACCAUCAAAGCUGAGAUUCUGGCUACUGAUGUGUCUGUGGAGGAUGAGGAAGGCACUGGAAGCCCCAAGGCUGAGGUUCAGCUAUGCUACCUGGAAGCACAAAGAGAUGCUGUUGAGCAGAUGUCCCUAAAGCUGUACAGUGAGCAGUACACCAGCAGCAGCAAGAGGAAAGAAGAGUUUGCUGAUAUGUCAAAAGUUCAUUCAGUGGGAGGCAAUGGGCUUCUGGACUUUGAUUCAGAAUAUCAGGAGCUCUGGGAUUGGCUGAUUGACAUGGAGUCCCUCGUGAUGGACAGCCACGACCUGAUGAUGUCAGAGGAGCAGCAGCGGCAUCUUUACAAGAGAUACAGUGUGGAAAUGUCCAUCAGGGACCUGAAAAAGACGGAGCUGCUUAGUAAGGUUGAAGCUUUGAAGAAAGGUGGCGUUUUACUACCAAAUGAUCUCCUUGAAAAAGUGGAUUCAAUUAAUGAAAAAUGGGAACUGCUUGGGAAAACCCUAGGACAGAAGAUCCAGGACACAAUGGCAGGGCACAGUGGGUCUGGUCCACGUGACCUGCUCUCUCCCGAAAGCGGAAGCCUGGUAAGGCAGCUGGAGGUCAGGAUCAAAGAACUGAAAGGGUGGCUAAGAGAUACAGAGCUUUUCAUCUUCAAUUCCUGUCUGAGACAAGAAAAGGAAGGAACAAUGAAUGCUGAGAAACAACUGCAAUACUUUAAGUCCCUCUGUGGUGAAAUCAAACAGCGACGACGUGGAGUGGCCUCCAUCCUGCGAUUGUGCCAGCAUCUUCUGGAUGACCGGGACACUUGCAAUCUGAACGCAGACCACCAGCCCAUGCAACUGAUCAUUGUAAAUCUUGAAAGAAGAUGGGAAGCCAUUGUCAUGCAAGCUGUUCAGUGGCAAACACGGCUACAAAAGAAGAUGGGAAAGGAGUCUGAGACUUUGAAUGUGAUUGAUCCUGGCUUGAUGGACCUAAAUGGGACAAGUGAGGAUGCCCUGGAAUGGGAUGAAACUGACAUAAGUAACAAGUUAAUUAGUUUGAAUGAAGAGUCAAAUGACCUUGAUCAAGAACCCCAACCUCUCAUGCCUUCCUUAAAGCUUGAAGAGAUAGGUGGUGAAGACCCUGGUUAUGAAGAAGAGGCAGGUGACCAUGGGGGGUCUCAGUAUGCCUCAAGUGUCACUGUCCCCUCUAGUCCACACAUUUAUCAAGUGUACAGCCUUCACAACAUUGAACUCUAUGAAGACAGCAGCAUGCCGUUCUUGAAAAACAACCCGAAGUUCACCAGCAUGACACAGCCUAGUGUUUUAACUAAGAGUCUCAGUAAAGACUCUUCAUUUUCAUCUACCAAGUCUUUGCCAGACCUUCUAGGAGGUUCCAGUUUGGUGAAGCCCUGCCCAUGCCAUGGAGGAGACAUGAGCCAGAAUUCAGGCAGUGAGAGUGGAAUCGUCAGCGAGGGAGACACUGAAACCACUACCAACUCUGAAAUGUGCUUGCUCAAUAUGGUGGAUGGGUCCCCAAGUAACCCUGAAACUGAACAUCUGGACCCACAAAUGGGAGAUGCAGUUAACGUGUUAAAGCAAAAAUUUAAAGAUGAGGAGGAACGUAUUAAGCUUCCAAAUAGCUCUCAGCCAUCCAUUUCACCAGUGGGUUGUGUAAAUGGAAAAGUUGGAGAUUUAAACAGUGUUACCAAAUAUACCCCUGAUUGUUUGGGAGAAGAAUUACAAGGAAAACAUGAUGUGUUUACAUUUUAUGAUUACUCGUACCUCCAAGGCUCAAAACUCAAAUUGCCAAUGAUAAUGAAACAGUCACAAAGUGAAAAAGCACAUGUGGAGGAUCCCCUGCUUCGUGGUUUUUAUUUUGAUAAAAAAUCCUGCAAAUCUAAACAUCAGGCUACAGAGUUACAACCAGAUGCACCUCCCCAUGAAAAGAUUUUGGCAAGUGCAUCCCAUGAAAUGGAUCGAAACUCAUAUAAAAGUGGCGAUGUGGAGAAGACAUUCACUGGCAUGCAGAAUGCCAGACAGCUCUCCCUUUUAUCACAUAGUUCAUCUAUUGAGUCUCUUUCUCCAGGGGGUGAUUUAUUUGGAUUGGGCAUCCUUAAAAAUGGCAGUGACAGCCUCCAGCGAAGCACUUCUUUAGAAAGUUGGUUGACAUCCUAUAAAAGCAAUGAGGAUCUUUUUAGCUGUCACAGCUCUGGGGACAUAAGUGUGAGCAGUGGCUCAGUUGGUGAACUGAGUAAAAGGACAUUAGAUCUCCUGAAUCGUUUAGAGAAUAUCCAGAGCCCUUCAGAGCAAAAGAUAAAGCGAAGUGUUUCUGAUAUCACUCUCCAAAGUAGUUCCCAAAAGAUGCCCUUUACUGGCCAGCUAUCAUUGGACAUAGCAUCCUCUAUCAAUGAAGACUCGCCAGCAUCUCUUACAGAACUUAGCAGCAGUGAUGAGCUCUCUCUUUGCUCAGAGGAUAUUGUAUUACACAAGAACAAGGUCCCGGAAUCAAAUGCAUCAUUCAGGAAGCGCCUGACUCGUUCUGUGGCUGAUGAAAGCGACGUCAAUGUCAGCAUGAUUGUUAAUGUCUCUUGCACCUCUGCUUGCACUGAUGAUGAAGAUGACAGUGACCUCCUUUCCAGCUCUACCCUCACCUUGACAGAAGAAGAGCUAUGCAUCAAAGAUGAAGAUGAUGAUUCCAGUAUUGCAACAGAUGAUGAAAUUUAUGAAGAAUGCAACUUGAUGUCAGGGCUGGACUAUAUAAAGAAUGAACUACAGACCUGGAUUAGACCAAAGAUUUCCUUGACAAAAGAUAAAAGAAGGUGUAAUAUCAGUGAUGAAAUAAAGGGCAGUAAGGAUGUAAGUAGUAGUGAGAUGACCAAUCCAUCUGAUACCCUGAACAUUGAGGCUCUACUAAACAGCUCCAUAAAAUGUCUCUCUGAAAAUAAUGGAAAUGGUAAGAACUUAUCCAACACCCAUGAGAUAGGGACAAAGGGUGAAAAUAAGAAAAAUGUUUUCAAAGUUAAUAAAGAUCCAUAUGUGGCUGACAUGGAAAAUGGCAAUAUUGAAGGCACUCCAGAAAGGCAGAAAGACAAACAGAAUGGGAUUUCAAAGGAAUCAGAUAAUCUUGGUUCAACUGGGAAAAAGAAUUCAGACAGUGAGCAUUGUAAGUGUAAAGUAUUUAUGGAUAGCUCAGAUGAUUCAAAUAUUGCUGGAAAAGAAUCUGUUCCCCAAACCGUUAGAUAUCGUCCAAAGAAAUGUCAAAACCACCACCAUGUUGAAAACCCAACUACUGCUUCUAUUCCCACUGAGAAGUCUUGCCCAGAACUGCCCUCAGAAACCAGCAUUAUCAAUAGACAGGAUUCUGAGGUACUGAAACCUUCACCUAAUGAUGUACCAAAUAUGGCUGGAAAAUCUGCUCCCUGCUGCCUAGCACUUGAACAAAAUGAAACAGAGGAGAAUGUUUCUGUCAGCGACAACAUUUCCUGUUGUGACUGUGAGCCAGAUGUUUUCCAUCAAAAAGAUGCUGAAGAUUGCUCAGUACAUGACUUUGUUAAGGAAAUCAUUGACAUGGCUUCAACGGCCCUAAAAAGUAAAUCUCAACCUGAAAAUGAGGCAGCUGCUCCUACCUCAUUAACUCAAAUCAAGGAGAAGGUGUUAGAACAUUCUCACCGGCCCAUCCAGCUGAGAAAAGGGGACUUUUACUCCUAUUUAUCUCUCUCAUCUCAUGACAGUGAUUGUGGGGAGGUCACCAAUUACGUAGAAGAGAAGAGCAACACUCCGUUGCCACUGGACAUUAGCGAUUCUGGCUUAGAAGACAAGGAGGACACGGAAUGCUUCUUUGAGGCCUGUGUUGAAGAUGACCCAGGUGGAGUUGAGCCCUGCCUCCCCAAUGCUCCUCCAAAUGAACCUGUUUCCGUUGAAGCUGCCUUGCCACAACAAGCAGCAUCUGGCUCUUCUAAGUUCAAUGAUAUUUCUCUUGUGGCCGAUGAGGAAGACAUGGUGGCUCUUUCAGGUUCUCCCCAUCAGAAAGAAUCUGAUGUUGGAAAGGAAGGGGGUGGUUUACCCCGAGCUACUGUCCAUGGGAAAAGCUCAGAGUUAACUACUUCAAGGCUGGGCAGUGAAAAGGAAAGUUUGGAAAACACAGGUGAAUCUGGAAUGCCAGGAGAACAUAAUGCUGCUUCAGCCAAAUCUAGAGUUCCAGGGCUCUCCUCAAAGGCAAAGCAGCCAAAAGACAAGGCUGCAUUGCAUCCCAACCCCAAAACUUUAACCUGUGAAGAAAACCUUCUAAAUCUUCAUGAAGAACAACAUAAAAAUAUGCAUAGGUAGAAUGCAACCCUCUCCACGCAUGAAAAUCAUCUCAUUGAAAGAUAAGCCUGGCUGUAACUCGGGGGUGGCCUCAUAGUCCCACCCUGGGCUGGUCUGUGGUUCCAUCACGUCACUGCCAUUUGUUACAUUGACCUCUCCCAAGAUGAAACUUCCCUCCGAAUGCGAUUUGUCCACAUGAGCCUUGUGAUCUGGAUUGUGCACUGGUUUUCUUUAGGUGAUUGUCUUUGAAGUUCGGCAAAGCUGCUUGUUCUCCCAUGGAUUCCUCUCCCAAGCUACCUCUACCAACCCCGCCUCUCCAGCGAGACUUUUCUGUUUGCCUCCUCCCUCCCCAUCUACUCUUUAAAGUUCUGCGGUCCACCAAAUUGAUGGUCCAUUAAAUUCACCUGUCUGGAAUGACCCCCCUCCCCCCCUCCCUGCCGGUACUUGACCAAUUUCAUGUUUCGAUCUGGAUUUUUUUAAAUGGUAUGAUGCCUAUGUUUAUUGAAAGAGAUUUACCUAAAAGGCCAACAUUUGAUUUGAUUGCAGCAUACAGAAGAAACACUGGUCCUUCUUUCAAAAUUAAGCAACUUAUAAAAGCGCCAUUUUAUUUAUUUCAUUUUAAAAAUAAUUAUCUAUGCAGCACUUCAAGAAACAACUAUAUGGUGUUGUAUAUUAUAAACUGGUGACAUUCUACUAUUAAAUUAUGUACAACAUUUUCGUUUUUUAUGCUUCUUGAGGUGGUAAUGAGAAAAAAGUUUUUUAAAAAAGUGUGCCUUGCUGUAUUUCUUAUACCAUUUAUUAAAAAGCUGCUUUCACGGUAAAAUUAUGUUGGUUUGAAAGGAGGAAAUAGCAAGGUUAAGAUGUGUGAAUAAUUUCUGUAUAUAUGUAUAACCAAGUACAAACAUUGAUGUAUAAUGACAGUAUAAAAUGCUUUCAUGUUUAUGAUGUCUAGUGAUGUGGAAAAUAUAAGCCUUAAACCAUUAGAUUGCAUGGUAAUUAAAAUUGGCAUAAUAAACAUAGUUCAUUGGGGGAAAAGGAAAAUCAGUGAUCUCUUCUACCUGUGUUCUUUACCAAAUUAUUACAUCUGGUUCUGGAAGAACUAGAAUAUGUAGUAGCUUCCAAAAUAUCCAUAUCGCAUAAGAGGCUUAAAAUUAAACUACAUGUGAAGCCUUUACAAUUUUCAAAAUCUUUCUGAUCACUGCAAAGAUCUUGGAACACAAAUGAUUAAAUGCCAGG
Molecule: messenger RNA, 8632 nt
Organism: Prionailurus viverrinus (fishing cat)
Lineage: Eukaryota; Metazoa; Chordata; Mammalia; Carnivora; Felidae
Gene: AKAP6
Product: A-kinase anchoring protein 6
Exons: 16
Coding region: 458-7417 (2319 amino acids)
Cellular component (GO): perinuclear region of cytoplasm; sarcoplasmic reticulum
Molecular function (GO): protein kinase A binding; transmembrane transporter binding
Source: RefSeq, a predicted model, not a curated record